Messenger RNA from Dendronephthya gigantea, 646 nucleotides. Its product is annotated as collagen alpha-1(XXIII) chain-like. The transcript has 6 exons. The record is from RefSeq and is a predicted model, not a curated record. NCBI's taxonomy places the organism in Eukaryota, Metazoa, Cnidaria, Anthozoa, Malacalcyonacea, Nephtheidae. The coding region runs from base 98 to 646 and encodes 182 amino acids.
CUUUGCCCGUUAAGAGAGAAUAAAACUUGCUGUCCUUGCUAAGGUGGUAGCAUUGUCGUUCAGGAGUUAGACAAAACGGUAUCGUUCUAUCGAAAAGAUGAAGCUGAUUUUGCCGCUAGCUUUUGUAGCAAUGAUUGCAUUGAAUUUUGCAGAGACAUUUGAGGAAGACAAUGAAAUGCGGAUGUCGGAUCCUGGUUGGUCAAGAUUGAAAGGUUUAUUUAGGCGUCGACGAAAACAACAGAGGAGACAUGGGAUGAAAGGAGAGAAAGGAUCUCCAGGACCACAAGGACCACAAGGAAGAAAAGGAUCUGCGGGACCACCGGGACAAAAAGGUGAGCCGGGACAAAGAGGAGAACAAGGUAUGAAAGGUGACACGGGAGCAACUGGACCUGAGGGAAUCCAAGGGCCUGCAGGAUCUCAAGGAGCCCGAGGUGAUAAAGGUGAACCUGGUUUACAAGGCAAAACUGGCGUAAUGGGACUCCCUGGAAAACCAGGACAAAAAGAGUUUGGUGAGCCUGGCUAUCCAGGAAAACACGGCGAAAAAGGCGAAAGAGGAGAGAAAGGAGAUAGAGGUGAGAUUGGAUUGCAAGGUGAACCAGGGAGAGAUGGCGAGAAGGGGGAACGCGGAUCUGAAGAAUCGAAUUAA